CCCGGAAUAAGAAGUUCUCCAGAGGGGAAUUAUUUCGCGAUGAUGGCAAGUUUUUCUAGAACGCAACAAACUUCAUGGAUGUUAUCAAAGCAGCACCUUCCAGAUUUUUCAGUGCGAGUUGAAUUCAAUUAUACAUCCACUGGAAGUGGCGAACUAUUCUUUUCCUAUGGCCAGGGAGAACCAGUUAAAUGGUUCACCCGAUUCUAUACUCGGGGUGAUAAUGGAAUAUGGAAGUCCUCCAGUGUCGUAAUACCAGCAGGUCUAAGAACGUUUUAUUACUUUACUGGGCGUAUCGGUGGAAUGAAUGGAUUUGGAACAGUAGCAGUUGACAACGUUCGAGUAAUACAAAUCUAAGACGGAC
This is a messenger RNA of Saccostrea echinata, 361 nucleotides long. RefSeq lists its product as uncharacterized. Lineage: Eukaryota; Metazoa; Mollusca; Bivalvia; Ostreida; Ostreidae. The coding region runs from base 40 to 354 and encodes 104 amino acids. The record is from RefSeq and is a predicted model, not a curated record. The transcript is spliced from 3 exons.